AUGUACUUUGAAUGCGUGUGCCGUAGGAAACGGGCUGAGCUGAGGAGAAAGGCGGUUACAGAGAGAGGUUCCCCUCUUCCGCUUCAAGCAUGCGCUGCUGCGAUCCCCAUGUGUGCUACCAACGCGUGGGUGACGUUGGGGAAGGAAAAAGAAUUGGUAUCAGUUAUGGAUGAUUAUGGACUAUUAGGUUUGAGAAAAAAGACAAAGCACGCGUGUUCGGACCUCAUUUAUCCUGCAUGUCUGUGUAAGAAUCGGAGGAAGACUGCGAAAGGAAGAAGUAACGGCUGUUUGAAGCAGUUAGCCUCCCUGCACGCUCGCUGGCACGUCACAAGUACCACUGAAUGUGCAACCGGCAACUGCAAAACAAAAGCCGAUAGACGUGUUGGAAAAUCGGAAGUCGUUGAUUACUUCACGAAGGAAGCAGAUCUGAAUGCAUCGAAAGUUAAUCAUGGACAGAAGGAAGUAAAUAGCGAGCAUCAGGGCACAUCAGACAAGUUUUCGUCUCUGCUAGCGUCAGUAGGCAGUGCUGAGGAACUGUCCUCAGAAUCAACCUGUGCAGGCCUUGAAAAUCAGGACAAAGGGUUGUUACUAAAUGGUGCAUUUAAUGAGGAGGAAUCUGCAAAGUCUUUUCAGGAAGCUUUGCUUCAAUGGAGAAAAGGUUGUCGUGAUCACAGAGAACAACUGGGUGCCCAUGAGGUCCUAUCAGGAUCUGUGGGAAUUUGUGAGGUACAGACCAAUCUUACUGCUGCGAAGGAACCUAUCCAAGUUGAAUUCAAGAAGGAUGGCCUGAGCUACAUGGAGAAACUCUUGCUUAAGAAAUACCGAAGAACUCCUGUCUGUCAACUUUCUGGUAGUUGCGUUAAGGAUUUAAGGCCUGUGCAAACGCUGAGUGUACCUCAGGCUGUGACUGGAGGAGGGGGAGGAGGAGAUGAUGAUGCUGUUGAUGACUUAACAGCUGAAGAGGUGAGGAGAUACUGGACAUCUGUUUUUAGAGAGGAAGCACCCAUCACUGUUUCUGAAAGUGCAGAGUCCUCUUUGAAAAUUGAGUUCCUUGAUGAUUCCUAUGGCAAGGUUUUGGAAGAAUCAUCUAACUUUUUGGUGAUGGAAGCUGGGGCUGUGGGAAUGAAUAAGCAAGGAAAAGCUGAACCACCGAAGCAGUUUGGAAGUAGUUCAGCAGUAGCAGAUCAGAACAACAAAGUACCAGACCUUCUGCCGAGAGAAACCGUGGGCAAAAUGAGAAAGUCAUCUUGUCAUUUAAUUUCCACAGCUGACGCUCAAUAUUUUUUACCUUUUCCUCCUGACAGAAAUCCUGUUUCUUCUAAAGAAAUUUCUCAAGAAAAAAUGUUUGUCUGCAGUCUUGAAAGAAAUGCAGUGCAAAAGGAGAGUACUAAACUGAAGACUAUGAGAAGAUCACUUAGCUCCUGUAAACUACCUGAGAAGAUUUUGAGCUCUGCUGAACUAAUAAGCAACAAAUAUCUCCUUGAGACACAACUGCAGAAACCCAAUAAAGCUUCACAGGAACCAGGCAGCGUCUGCAAUAGCCAGAGUUUGGUUUUGCCUGUAAUUACAAAGUCUUCAGUGUUACAGGAUGUAGCCAGAAGACAGAAACCUGUUUCUACACAGUAUUGUGGAUUUGAAGGCUUCUUUGCCGUAGGUGCAAACUGUAAACAAGUAAUGCUUGAAGCAUGUUCUUCAGUGUGUGCUGACUCUAGCCCUGUGGAGAGUAGUAUCCUGUUUCCAGGAGAUGGGAAGUGGGUUACUGAAAGGAGCUUAAGGGAAUUUGCUGAUGACUCUGUAGUUCAAGGUGUCUUAGAAAGUUGGCUGAAUAGACCUUCGAGUGGUUUGGAGACUCACAGUAGAACUUCUCCCCUGAUGGCAGCGUGGAGUUCAUACCCAGGGAACGAUUCUAGAAGACCUUGGUCAACAAACAUGCGACGCUGUAAACUGACUGGAAAUGGUCCAACAAACACGCAUGGAAGACCAAAGAGUUCGCCUGUGGAUACGUGUCGAGUUGAUACUGAGCUAUCAAAACCCAAGUGCCUUGAUGUAAUGAAACAAGACGAGUGUCUUUGGGAAUAUAUUGCUGACCAAGAAGCCCUGCUUACUCUGGAAAAAGAAUUACAAAGUUAUACAGGUCCUGAAAAAUGUUACGGCUUAACUUCUGAAGGUGCAGCCUCCUCUGGCAGACACUCAGAGAAGAUACAUAGAAAUAGAACAGGUUUCCAUAAAAACCUGGAGCUAAAAAAAGGCAGCAGAUUUGACACUCUCAGGGGCUGGGCUGAAAGCCAAAUGGAUGAUGAGGAAGAAAUUCUGGAGGAUAAGCAACAGGUUCUUGCAUUACAGUGA
Leptosomus discolor (cuckoo roller) is the source of this 2346-nucleotide messenger RNA. The record is from RefSeq and is a predicted model, not a curated record. NCBI's taxonomy places the organism in Eukaryota, Metazoa, Chordata, Aves, Leptosomiformes, Leptosomidae.